Messenger RNA from Melozone crissalis (California towhee), 489 nucleotides. It is a transcript of the gene MYL10, whose product is annotated as myosin light chain 10. Bases 46 to 489 code for a protein of 147 amino acids. The transcript has 6 exons. Gene Ontology annotation, molecular function: calcium ion binding. Gene Ontology annotation, cellular component: mitochondrion; cytoplasm. The record is from RefSeq and is a predicted model, not a curated record. NCBI's taxonomy places the organism in Eukaryota, Metazoa, Chordata, Aves, Passeriformes, Passerellidae.
AAAAAGGCAAAGAAGAAGAUAGAAGGUGGUUCCAAUGUUUUCUCUAUGUUUGAACAAACCCAGAUCCAGGAGUUCAAAGAGGCUUUUACCAUCAUGGAUCAGAACAGGGAUGGCUUUAUUGACAAAGCAGAUUUGAGAGACACAUUUGCUGCACUAGGUCGUCUGAAUGUCAAGAAUGAAGAGCUUGAAGACAUGGUGAAGGAGGCGCCAGGUCCUAUUAACUUCACUGUCUUCCUUACUAUGUUUGGGGAAAAGCUGAAAGGCACGGACCCAGAAGAAACCAUUCUGAAUGCUUUUAAGAUUUUCGACCCAGAAGGAAAAGGCCGCAUAAAGGCAGACUACAUCAAAGAAAUGCUCAUGACACAGGCAGACCGGUUCAGUCAAGAAGAGAUCAACCAGAUGUUUGCUGCUUUCCCUCCAGAUGUCUCUGGGAACCUUGACUAUAAGAACCUGUGCUAUGUCAUCACCCAUGGUGAGGAGAAAGACUGA